AUGGAAAAGUGUGAUCCAAUACCGCCUACUUAUAAACCGAGACGCUUUCACUGGUACAUCCGUCCAAAGGAUCGGGAUAUCCUUGACGAGGAGAAAAUGCGUCCCUCUACUUCGCAAGAUCUCAGCGAUCAGUCAUUAUCACGCAGUAAUAGAUCGGAUUCUACCGCCGAUUAUCGCUUCUGCCAUGGUGGUGUCUCCGCCAAGUAUCUCUCGAAUAUGAUCAUCAUCGCUUUGAUACAGGAAAUCAGCGUUGAUUAUUUGGGCAUUGAUAUUCGACCGUAUUCAGGUCUGAUUCUGGCAACAGCUGAUCCCGAAUGGUUUCGGGAACCGCGAUUCAUCAUUCUGACAGCAUGUCGGAUAGUUCAACUGGUGCCAUGUUUUUUGGCUUUGGCUGGCAAUUACACUAAUAAUGCCACUCUUCUUGUACCGUUCAUGCUUUCACAGAUAUCCCUCGGCAGCUAUGCGGACCUAACGACAUAUAUGCUGUUGGUGCAGAACUUCCAAGCAAAUCAUCCUGAUUUUUGGCUUUUCGCGAACCCACUCCUCUACGUCGUUCUGCCAAUACUGCUCUACGCCGCUCUUCUGAUGUUUUGCAUCUACGUCACUAACAAAUCAAUCAAAUUUGUGAAUUUAAAACGGCUUGGCGCAAUCAAUAAAAACGCUGCCGACACUCAAGUGGAGUCUUUGAUGUAA
This is a messenger RNA of Haemonchus placei, 693 nucleotides long. NCBI's taxonomy places the organism in Eukaryota, Metazoa, Nematoda, Chromadorea, Rhabditida, Trichostrongylidae. The record is from the annotation of a GenBank genome assembly.